Molecule: messenger RNA, 1686 nt
Organism: Caenorhabditis auriculariae
Lineage: Eukaryota; Metazoa; Nematoda; Chromadorea; Rhabditida; Rhabditidae
Source: the annotation of a GenBank genome assembly
AUGUCAGUUAAACGGGACCGAGCCAACACAGCCGAGAGGAGAAAGGUAAGAGCAUGGCUCAGUGGCUAAGAAACUUGUCUCAUGAUCAAACGGUCGCUGGUUCGAUCCCCUACACGGCUUUUUUUUUGCCUUUUUUCUAACGACUUUUUAGAUGAAUUAUAUCACAAAAAGGUCACGAGUUCUUGAAGAUAAAAUGAACUUUGCGAAAAAAAAAGCCCUUUUCAGCGGCUCCACGAGCUCGUCGACUUACGGGAAGAGCUCAAAGAGCUACAGGCCAAUUUGGUGAAAAAUCAAUAUUUUCAAAAGGAAAUAGGAAAUUUCAGGAACAAUACGAGAUACUAUUCGACGACUCAGUAAGGAAACGAUCAGCACUGGAAAAUCGCUAUCAUGUUCGGAAAUAUCUCUUUUCUCUAGGAAGUAUCAUUUUUGAACUAAACCUCUUUUUUUGCAGGGUACCGACAAUGAGGACCAGUUCCUGGAGAGCUUACGAAUUGUUGAGGAGAAAAUCGUGGGUUUUUUGACGUUGGUCGCAUUUGGAACGGCUCAAUACGUCGCGAUGAUUUCACGCGCAAGCCAGUUAGGGUCCGGUGCAACCCUGCCCAUUUAGCCAUUCCAAAUGCGACCAUUCAUAUCUAUCCUAAUUCAAGUAUAUUUUUAGCAUCACCAUCGGCAAAAAAUCUCUGAACUACAGUCGGAAAUAAUCGAUAAGAAGGAAUGUAUACUGGUUCGUUUUUUUUUUUUUAUUCAAAAUUUUUUUUACCAAAAGUCAUUUUAUCUCAAGCUGGCUCUAUCUAUUCAGAAAAAAAAUAGUUUUCGAUUGAUAAGCUUGUAGAAAAAUAGCCUUAGGGACGCGCGUAGAAUGACUUCACCGCAACGCAACCGCGAUGCUCAAGCCAUUCCAAGUGCGACCCAAUUCUCCGUCCGAUUUUUAAGACGAUAAAUAAAAAAUGGAGGAUUUUUCGGGCACUAAAGAGUGUGAAGAGAAAAUUUUAGGGAUUUAUUCGAUAAUUUCUUUUUCGAAAUGGGUACCGUAACCUUCAAAAACCUGUCUCUUAAUGUAGUAAAAAUCGCAAUUUUCCUCGAUUUUUUUUUUUGGGAUAAUUCUAAGGAUCCUUAACCAUAAAUCCAAAUAUUCUAAGCGAAAUUCUUCGAUUUCUCUCAUACUAAAAACUUUCUGAGACCCUUUAGAAGCAAUCUUUGAGAGCCCCCUCUAGGGACCACUUUACCAACCCAUAUAGGGGCCACUAAACCUGCAAAAGUGGUCCCUAUAGGGCUUUCAGUUAGUGGCCCUUAUAGGAGACAUUCUAGUCAAUAAUAUUUAUGAAUUCUAUGCGAAAAACUCAAAAAAACCUUCUUUGAACAAAAUUGAACAACCCCUAGAGGGACCACUUAGCUUUAGGUGGUAAGGGGUCAGACCCUAAGCCUCUAAAAGGACUACCUUGAUUUGACCCCUAUAGGGAUCCAUUUUUCGGCCCCUAACCCCUUCAGCGACCACUCUAAAAACUCUACAUGUAGCACAAAAAUGAGAAUAAAUUUUUUUCAAAAUCUAAUUUUUUCACUGGGAACAGCCCAACGCGUCGCGGGUGCGUAGCGGUUACCGAGUUAUAGAAUUUUCAUCCAAGAAAAAUAUUUCAGUCAAUCGAAACGCUGGUCAGAAUGGACGAAGAAGCUCAAAGUCAUCCUUGA